This is a messenger RNA of Cygnus atratus (black swan), 591 nucleotides long. RefSeq names its product tumor suppressor 2, mitochondrial calcium regulator (gene TUSC2). Gene Ontology annotation, biological process: regulation of mitochondrial membrane potential; inflammatory response. Gene Ontology annotation, cellular component: mitochondrion. Lineage: Eukaryota; Metazoa; Chordata; Aves; Anseriformes; Anatidae. The record is from RefSeq and is a predicted model, not a curated record. The transcript has 3 exons. The coding region runs from base 1 to 339 and encodes 112 amino acids.
AUGGGCGCCAGCGGCUCCAAGUCGCGGGGGCUGUGGCCCUUCGCCUCCUCGGCGGCGGGCGGCGGCGGCGCCGAGGGCCCCGGCGGGCAGCAGGCCCUGGCCCGGCCGCGGGGCGCGCGCGCCGCCACCCCCUUCGUCUUCACGCGCCGCGGCUCCAUGUACUACGACGAGGACGGGGACCUUGCCCACGAGUUCUAUGAGGAGACAAUCGUUACCAAGAACGGGAGGAAGCGUGCCAAGCUGAAGAGGAUCCACAAGAACCUGAUACCUCAGGGUAUAGUGAAACUGGAGCACCCUCGCAUCCAUGUGGAUUUCCCCGUGAUCAUCUGCGAGGUGUGACCGCCGGGUGCUGCUGCCCACGGGCGGGACUGCCCCGAGUGUCACCGCACGAGGCUGCCCCGAGUUCCCGGCGAAGCGGAGGGCGCUCGGACGAAGGAGGACGCUCAGACGCGGAUUGUGGCUCUCCCCUCGCCCGGGGGCAAGGCGGGACGGAGCGGGCUCGGCCGGGCUGUGCUUGGCUGCUGCUCCUCGCAGGAGAUGGGUGGCCUUGUGCAACGACUGCUUACAAACAUCCCUGCUUGAGUCAGAAGA